GCAGCUCAGUGAGCUCACUAGGUUUUGGGACAAAGCCUGUGUUUGUUCUCCAGGACGCACCACACACGCCCCAAUCUCCAGCAGUCUCCUGUUAGACUACAUGCGGGAUAAAGAUGGCUUGACCACGCAGAUACAAACGGGACUACUAAAACCUUUUCACCACUCUUCGGGGUUUGCUGAAGGAAGAGAGAUAGAGAAAGGCACUUUGAAGAUGAACAUUCAGUCAGCCAUCAGCCGUGAGAUCUUUGUCCCAAGAGAUGAAAAGUUACUGGUAGCCAUAGAGGUGAGGAGAAGGUUGAAGAGGAAGAAUCUUUCCUUCCUCAAUGCAGGCCGCAAGAGGGACUACCUAACUUUCCUCUGCUUGUCAGUCACUAACACAAGACCAGCUCAAAUCUUCAUCACUAAAGUUAAAAAGUACCCAAGCUCGCGACAGUUUUCUAAAAGAUCUCAGUGGUCUGUGGAGCAGCUUCGUCAAGUCAAUGGCAUCAACCAAAAUAAGGACUCUCCUGAGUUUGAUCUAGUGUUCGAUCGCAACUCUGAUCAAUGGUUGGCUAGUUCAGCUGCAGAGAAGUGCAUGUUUGUGCAAGUUCUGUACCAUGCUUGUCAGAACUACUGGGAGGCAAAGCUUGGCCAAGACAACCCCGUGUCCCCUGGAGACCCGAAGAUACCUGGAGUUACAGAGACCAAGAAGAGCCAUGGUGCUACACGCCAAACUGAAUUUAUCAACUGUCAGCCAAAACUAAUGGGAGAUGGUUGUACUCUCAAUAUGGUCAUCUACCGCUGCAAGAUAUUUUUGAACAGAAUGAAGAACAGAAUGAUUUCAAACCAAGGCCAGUUUCAGGGUAAAGCACCAGUUGUAAAACCAUCUAGGAGUAGCCCCUCCCCUCCGGCGGUAAGGAAGAUGGGUAAUGUAAUGAGGAGGGCCAGUCAGGUUUUGAGUGAGCGUGGGGAGCGUCUGAUGAGGGCUAAUGAUUAGACCAGCCACUUGUUGCAUGGGUCCAAGAAGUUUGCAGAAGCUGCUCAGAAGCUGGCUCUGAAGCAGAUAUAGAAGCGCUCUGGACGGCCUGCCAAUAACCAUUUUAAAAGUAGCUUUUUUUAUCUAGUAGCUAGAUACUUUAAUUGUCUAAUUUUCCAAGGCAAACUUUAAGAUGAUUUUUAGGCUUUUUUUGCUUUAGUUUUUUUGAAGGUUAGAGGUUCUUGGGGUAGUUUAAGGAUUUCUUUAUUUUUGCAAACCACUUGAUGGUCAAAUCAAACAAUUGUAUAGAGGGGUGGCAUGGUGGUCUGUCUGUUUUUGAAUAAGAUCAUGAUUAAACCCUGAUUGUUUUUUGCAUUUAAUAUCUUAUGUGUGGGAUAUGAAAAGCCAGCAGGGGGCUGAUCCUCCCCUGCUGUGAUACAUGUUGCUGUGAUAUGAUUGAAAUUACAUUUGUUUUGCAGUAUAAAAAAGCCUUAAGCCAGCCUUUCCUUUUGCUUGUUUCACUAAGCAACAAACUGAAACGAAUUGCCUCCUUUUCAAAAUGAGUACACAGCACUGAAUUGAAAACAAUGAGUGUUGCAGUGUAAACUAAUUUAUGUUUUAAAAUGCCUUUUGUGUUUUAAACUGCUUUUUUUUUUUCUUUUUUUUUUUUGUUCUGUGUACGGUAUGCCAUAAUAUUACUGUCUUAGAUUGCAUACAUUAACUGCUAAAGUGAGUAACUAACUUCUCUGGAUUUCUUUUAUUCCCUGGGUGAUUUAUUUCUUUCUCUACUUUUGUAUCCACACAGUGUGAACUGUUUUUUUCACAUUAAAUAAGAGUGGUAUUAUGAGGAUGAGGAACUUAACUUGUAAGUCACUUUUGUGUAAUAUGUGCUAAUCUCUAUAACAAAAGGUUUAGCACUUUAGCCAGGGAAUGUAGACUCAUGUAGUUUCUAAUCUGAACCAUGAACAACUCUGGAUGUAUUUAUUUUUUAUUAUUAUUAUUCUCUUGCAGAGAAUGAUCAAUUCUAAUUAGUGCAGCAGCAGCAAAUUUAACACAAAUAGGUCACUUAAUAUGAACAAAAAGUUACAUAUAACACAUAUGUUGUGUUGAUGCACAGAAGAGUUUGUACUCUGUAAUGGCUGUAAUUGUUCACAUGAGGGGGCUGCUUGUGCUUUUAAGAUUUAUCUCAGAUAUUCAAUACAGUCAUUCAUUAGAGAUGCUGAUGAAUGCUGAAGCCUCAUUUUGAAGAGAUUUAUAAUCCAUUAAAUGUGAUACAUAUGUGUAUAACAAUUCUGUUCUGUCUGUCUAUUCAAUGUCUAUUGUCUCAAUAGUUUGUAAACUGACAUAUAGGAGCAUGACCAUGUCAUAUUUAAGGCCAGAGGGUGUGUUUCCACACUGAUAUGGAUACCCUGAUUGGUGUUUGGCAUGUUGAAUGCAACCUACCUUUUGUUGUUGUCAAGUUCUGUUGCUUUAAUUUAUAGCCUGUUCCCUAAUACUGUAUAUGUGUAUCUAAUAGAGCAUUCUAUCUGUAUUUGUUAAUCCAUGUGUCUUGUCUUGUGAUACCCAAGAAAAUCUUGUUAAACACACAAAAGCCCCACAUUAACUCAAUAAAUGAAAUGGGACCCACUUGUGUUUGGCCUGA
Messenger RNA from Myxocyprinus asiaticus (Chinese sucker), 2597 nucleotides. RefSeq names its product syntaxin-binding protein 6-like. Bases 101 to 976 code for a protein of 291 amino acids. The transcript is spliced from 7 exons. NCBI's taxonomy places the organism in Eukaryota, Metazoa, Chordata, Actinopteri, Cypriniformes, Catostomidae. The record is from RefSeq and is a predicted model, not a curated record.